Maniola jurtina (meadow brown) is the source of this 2539-nucleotide messenger RNA. Its product is annotated as IQ and AAA domain-containing protein 1-like. The coding region runs from base 25 to 2460 and encodes 811 amino acids. The transcript is spliced from 11 exons. NCBI's taxonomy places the organism in Eukaryota, Metazoa, Arthropoda, Insecta, Lepidoptera, Nymphalidae. The record is from RefSeq and is a predicted model, not a curated record. Gene Ontology annotation, molecular function: ATP binding; ATP hydrolysis activity; protein binding.
ACAUUUUAAGAAUAUUAAGGAGAGAUGUCGAACAAAACAUACAACGACUUAUUUUGUGAAACAUCUGAGCUAAUAGUCGAAGCAACACAGGCAGAUGAAGCGGUUUUCGAAGCUGGCAGCGCUGAAAGAUCAACUUUCGAGCCUUUGCUAUCUGAUCUACGAAUACGGUACACUGUGCUGUUGUCUAGACUGGAUGCGGUGUACGACCAACUUCUGCAGCCGCAAAAGCGCUUGAUUGUCAAACGACUACUUGAAGCGUGUUUGGGACGCCUUUUGGAAAUAAAACACGAUCUGGUCGAGCUUCAUUUAUCAGAUUUUACUUAUGACGACGAUGAGGUACUUGUCAAACUUGGAGUCACACCUCAUGAAGCAGAACCAAGCGUACCUCAAUAUUUUGUCAGAGAGAGAGAAGAUGAAGUGGAAAAGAAACGCGAUUUUAUAACUGAUACUCUGAGGAAGCUUGGAUAUGAACCUCCAAAACCACGGGCAUUAGUGCUAACUGAACAACAAGCUGUGAUCAUAAUACAAAGUCACGAGAGGGCUAGACAGGGACGACUUAGAGGACAGUUCAUGAAAGAGAUUCGUCUUUUAAAAGAAAAGGGUCGAGAUCAAAAGGGAGAAAUGUCAGCUGCAGCAGCAACAGCUAUUCAACGGGUUUGGAGAGGUUACUUAGCAAGAAGAGAUACUAAAAGGAGAAAACACGAAGAACAACUUCUGAUUGGAAUGAAGUUAGCACCUUAUACUGAAUCUGAGGAAAUAAAGAAAGCAGAAGAAGUAAAAGAGUUUCGUCGUAAAGUCCAAAAAGAAUAUGAACAGGAAUAUCAGGAAUCAUUAGAAAAAAUUGAGCAGCAACUUCGAGCUCAACAUGGUGUUAAAAUUAAUGAGCGCAUUGGAGAUGAACUGAGAAGAUGGAUUUCGGAAUAUUUUGAGAGGACUGGCAAGUUCCCCGACUUACCUUCAGAAGAUGGUGGUGGUAGCAGAGCUAUGUUUAGUAGACAAGGUACAGGCAUGGACAGUGAACUAAGUAAAUCUUCACCGGUAUCUUCAAAAGAUUCAAAGAAAAGCAAAGAGAGUAAGGAUAAGAAGAACAAUAAAGUAGAAGACAAUAAAAACAAAGACGAAGCAGAAGACUUAAAAUCUUUCAAAUGUUCAACAUCAGCAUUUUUAAAAGACUUUGUUAAUGCCAACGAGGAAUAUGAAGACAUAUGGAAAUAUAGAGAUGAUGAGGUUAAACACGAUGAAAAAUGUGACAAAGACAUGAUAGAAAGAGAGAAAAUGAUUAAAAUAGAACAAGAAAUCCGUAACAUCGUAGACGACAUGAUGAGAAGUGAGUUAGAACUUUUACAGGCAGCUUUGGAUAGAGAUAGAGCUCAUAAAGGGAAAAAGUCUAAAAAACCACAGAAGAAAGUUCGACGUGGAGGUAAAAAGGGCAAGAAAAAGAAGGAAAAAGAUUUAACUCCUGAUCGUACAACUGAAUCGCUUUUUGAAGAAUUAAUUACCAAUGGAAUCAUACGUCCAUAUCCUAUAGUAAAAAUUGAUGAUUUUAUUGGUGAGAAGAGCUUUGUAGCAUCUCAAUGGAAAAGUGAAGGUCGAGAUCCAGAGCCAUGUUUAGGUGAUAUACGUCAAUUGGUAAAGGAGUAUUGUAUACUUCCUCUUGGAUCUGAGCACGUAAGGACCAAUUCACCCCUUGUAAGAUCAGUACUUAUUUCUGGUCCAGCAGGCAGUGGAAAGAAAAUGUUAGUUCAAGCAAUUUGCAGUGAAACGGGAGCUACACUCUUCGAUUUAACUCCAGCAAAUUUAGUAGGCAAAUAUCCAGGAAAAUCUGGACUAAUAAUGCUUAUACAUCUUAUAAUGAAAGUAUCUAGACUUCUUCAACCGUCCGUAAUAUGGAUGAAUGAUGCUGAAAAGCCUUUUGUUAAGAAGAUACCGAAAACCGAUAAGACUGAUCCGAAAAGACUGAAGAAAGAUUUAGUGAAGAUAAUAAAAGGAAUUUGUCCAGAAGAUCGUGUUUUGUUCGUGGGUACGUCCAGAACACCUUGGGAAGCUGAACAAAAACUUCUUUUCCAAUGUUAUUCGAAACUGAUCCAAAUUCCAAGGGCAGAUUAUGGAAGUAUUUCUUUGAUGUGGCGUAUCAAAUUACAUAGAGCUGGCGCCUUAUCACCAAAAUUGGAAUUGUCAUGUCUGUCGAGAGUAUCCGAUUCUUACACAAUUGGUACUUUACUAGCAGCAUUGGAUGCAGUUUUAACAACAAAACGGAGACUUCAACUAAGAGUCCGAGCAUUUACUGCACAAGAAGUUGCUGUUCAGCUCAGCUCUUUUGAGCCAGUUUAUGUUGAACAUGAUAUGGCGGCCGAGUCAUGGUGGUCCAAGACACCAAUGGAGAGAAGAAGACAAAGAGUUAUGCAAAGACUAUUGGAGUUAGAGCAAGAGAACGAAGAGAGAGCUGCUGCGGGUAAAUAAGAGAAAGAGUCACUUAAGAAACUUGGCUGCAUUUUAAUUAACAUUAAGAUAUAAGAAGUAGAAAAAUAAUAAGAAAAGG